Messenger RNA from Manis pentadactyla (Chinese pangolin), 3450 nucleotides. RefSeq names its product URI1 prefoldin like chaperone (gene URI1). The record is from RefSeq and is a predicted model, not a curated record. NCBI's taxonomy places the organism in Eukaryota, Metazoa, Chordata, Mammalia, Pholidota, Manidae. Bases 296 to 1867 code for a protein of 523 amino acids. Gene Ontology annotation, biological process: negative regulation of phosphatase activity; negative regulation of transcription by RNA polymerase II. Gene Ontology annotation, molecular function: phosphatase inhibitor activity; transcription corepressor activity; chromatin binding. The transcript has 11 exons.
CGGCCCGGCCAUCGGACAGGCUCCUCGUGCUCCCAUCGGCCUGCCUGCUGCUCCGAGCCCGCGGCGGCGGCGGCGGCGGCAGCGGGCGGCAUGCGCCUGUGAGAUGCGGCCGCGGGCAGUCGGGACGCGAGCAGCGGCCGCCACGGUAGCGGAGAAGGCGGGCGCGGCCUCCUCAGCGCGGGGCGCGCAGUGCAUGAGGGCGAGCACGCGGGCGUUGGGGAGCCGCCGGCCACGCCGCCUGCAUAAACACUUGUUUAGGACUCGUUAGCCCCGCUGAGGUUCCGGCUCCCCCUCUAUGGAGGCCCCGCCGGACCCCGGACCCCACGCCUCGGCCUCGGCCUCGGCCGCGGCGCCGCUGCGCGCCCUAGAGGUGGCGCGGCUCCGCGAGCAGCAGGAAAAGGUGGUCACUAACUGCCAAGAGAAAAUCCAGCAUUGGAAGAAGGUAGAUAAUGACUAUAAUGCCCUUCAAGAAAGACUCAGUACCUUGCCUGAUAAGUUGUCCUAUAAUAUCAUGGUACCAUUUGGCCCCUUUGCCUUCAUGCCAGGAAAACUUGUCCAUACUAACGAAGUCACUGUUUUACUUGGGGACAAUUGGUUUGCAAAGUGCUCAGCAAAGCAGGCUGUGGGCUUAGUGGAGCAUCGGAAAGAGCAUGUAAGAAAAACAAUAGAUGAUUUUAAAAAAGUGAUGAAAAAUUUUGAAUCCAGAGUUGAAUUCACAGAAGAUUUGCAGAAAAUGAGUGAUGCUGCAGGUGAUAUUGUUGACAUAAGGGAAGAAAUUAAAAGUGACUUUGAAUUGAAAGCAAAACACCGAAUUGCUCAUAAACCUCACUCCAAACCAAAAACUUCAGAUAUUUUUGAAGCAGAUUUUGCAAACAAUGUAAAAUCUAGGGAUUUGCCUGCUGAUAAGGAACUGUGGUCUCGACUUGAAGAACUAGAGAGACAAGAAGAAUUGCUGGGUGAACUUAAUAGCAAGCCUGAUGCUGUGAUUGCAAACGGAGAAGAUAUAACAUCUUCUGAAGAGGAAAAGGAAGAUCAGAACCUAAAUGUGAAUGUGAUGCAUCAAGUAACAGACUCUGCUACUCCCAGCAGUUGUUAUAAGGAUGUUACAAAUUCAGAACUGUUCAAUAGUCAAGUGAAUAGUCAGUUGAACUGUUCAAUGAAUGGUUCAAAUUCUUAUUACAAUAAUGAAGAUGAUGAUGAUGAUGGUGAUAAUGAAAAUGGCCAUGAUGCUUUAGGGGUUGGAGAUAAUUCUAUACCAACAAUAUAUUUUUCUCAUACUGUUGAACCUAAGAGGGUCCGAAUAAAUACUGGAAAAAAUACUACUUUAAAAUUCAGUGAAAAGAAAGAAGAAGCUAAGCGUAAACGAAAGAACAGCUCUGGCAGUGGUCAUUCUGCUCAAGAGCUGCCUACUAUCCGGACUCCUGCUGACAUUUACAGAGCCUUUGUUGAUGUUGUCAACGGAGAAUAUGUCCCUCGUAAGUCAAUCCUGAAGUGUCGCAGCAGAGAGAACAGUGUUUGCAGUGAUACCAGCGAGAGCAGUGCCGCUGACUUCGAUGACAGGCGGGGCAUUUUGAGGAGCAUUAGCUGUGAAGAGGCUACUUGUAGUGACACUAGUGAGAGCAUUUUAGAGGAGGAGCAAGAAAUUCAUCAAAAGAAACUUUUGCCCUUAUCAGGGACACUUGAGGCUUUUUCUGGAACUGUAAUAGAAAAAGAAUGUGUAUCACCCUCUUUAACACUACACCCAGCCAUGGUUCAUCCUGUGCUACCCACCAUUCCAGAACGAAAAGAAGUUCUGUCAGAAGUAUCAGAAGAAACUACAAAGAGGGUUUCAAAGUUUAAAGCUGCCAGAAUGCAGCAGAAAAACUAGGGCCUGCCUAGGAAAUGGGAGUUUACAUCCUAAAAUCUAAUUUUGCAACUUCUUAGAAUAUGUAUAGCAAAAUACAUGUAAUAUGAAAUAAGGCAUCCUGAAUUAAUUUGGCAGCAGGUUCUCUUACUUUUAUCAGUGGUGUAAAAAUCAAAGUAAAUGUGUGAAUACUUUAAUAUUCGGCUUGUUUUGUUAAUUUUCUGAAUACUGUCAACACUGUUGUCUAAGUUUGCCUUAUGAAGCAAUGGAAGUAUUUCAAAUUACUUUUCAAAGAAUACUGCUCAUAUGCAUUGUUUUUGUGUAUUGAACUAAAUACAGGCAGUUUUGUACCAGCUGUGAAGUUGUGCAUACCAUAUGGACCAUUUUAAAGAAAUUUUUAAAAAUUUCAGAUAGAUUCAAUAGUUAUAUUACUUGCUUGAGCAUUUUAAAGACACUUUAAUAAAGAAACCUACUAUUUCUAGGUUUUGCAGCUAGGUGGCUAUUUAAAAAAACUCUCCCCUUUGACUGUCAUCUAUCAUCUGUGGCAAAAAAGCUACGUGUACCUGUGGGAAAGUUCUUUAAUUGGAAGAAUAAUGGUAUUUUGUAAAACAAUUUUUUCAAGUAAAAAUUUUAUGAAACUUGGUCUCUAAAAUGUGAACUUGAUGAUUCAGAAUCGAAUAUAGAAAUGUCAUUGAUUUAUGUGUAUGCUAUAUGCAUCAUACAGUGGAUACUUGGAUUUUUACAAUUCCAUAGGCAGUUUUUCUCUCCCAGUGAGUCCAGUUUUAACUGGCAUUAUAUUUUGGGAGAGAAGUAAAGGUUGUCUAGAUCCUUUAAAAAAAAUCUAUUUUUUUUUAAAUAAGAAGUUUUAUGUUUUAAUCUUCCCAACACUUUCAUCGUCUAAGACUACUUUCCUGCUAGUAAGUAAUGAAAUAACAUAUUUACUUUUAGCAAUACUCCUUAAGGAGAAACUUAUUCUAACAUUGAAAAUUACACUGCAAGUGUUAAUCAUUAGCUUGAUGCAUGCUAAAAUGUAGCUUUUAAAAAGCAUUCUGCAUUAGUACUAAAAUAAGCCAUCAAUGCCAGUCCACCCUCUAUUCAUAGCUAAAUAUUUAAAGGUUAUUUAUAGCUUCUUUAAUGAAUUCUUGCUUAAACAAAGUGAAAUUAUAUCCUAGAAAAGUAGGAGCUGUUUGUAACUAGAACAACACAACUGUAAAAGUUUUAUGAAUAUGUAUUUUAAUAAUAAGGGGUGAGCCUGUAUCCCAAGUUAAUGGAUAAUUUAGAACAAAUCACCUCAAUUUUAAAAUAUCACCUAAAAAUGUAGGGUUGUUCUUUAGCAAAUUUUAAUCAACUGUGCAUAUAUUAUAGUUAAAAAACGUUUUUUAUUAGCCCAUCCUCCACCAAAACACAAACCAAACCAUCCAAACCAAAUUAAACCAAUCUGAACCAGAGUACAGUCACAUCCAGCCCCAGACUCCAGCUGCCAGUCAAAUGAUCCUUUCCGUGUUGGGUACGUUUUGCCCCAGAACAAGCUUUAUUGUGGGACUAUUGUGGUAUUCUUUAUAGACAUGUAAUUUCAAGAGUACUGUCAUUAAAUAAUUUUUCGUGUU